Messenger RNA from Penicillium pulvis, 1815 nucleotides. Its product is annotated as Major facilitator superfamily domain general substrate transporter. The transcript is spliced from 4 exons. Gene Ontology annotation, biological process: transmembrane transport. The coding region runs from base 1 to 1815 and encodes 604 amino acids. Lineage: Eukaryota; Fungi; Ascomycota; Eurotiomycetes; Eurotiales; Aspergillaceae. The record is from RefSeq and is a predicted model, not a curated record. Gene Ontology annotation, molecular function: transmembrane transporter activity.
AUGGUCGUUCGACCCUUGCUCCGAAGAGGCCGUACGGUCUGGCAGCAUCUGUCGAGGAAGGAUGAGGAGAGUGAUGGGAACUCUGUACAGAUGAGCUCGGUUCAAGAACAUAAGGGUGGAGUGGAUUUGACUGCCCCGCCGAGUUACUGUACUUCUGAACCAUGCGACCAGUUGCCGGAUCAGUAUGCACAGCGAGGUGUGCAAGAUGUCGAGGCUGUUACUAUUACUUGGUCAAAAUGGAUUUUGAUUGGGGUGUUCGUCAAUAUUUGGUUUGUCUAUUUCAUCAACGCCUUCAUUUUGACGAUCCAGAACAGUCUCAAUCCAUAUGUGACAAGUUCAUUUCAAGCACAUUCGCUCUCCGCCGUUCCUACAGCUAUUGGUGAUGUCAUGGCAGCUGCCACUUAUCUUCCCAUGGCUAAGAUGAUGGAUGUGUGGGGUCGCGCGGAGGGUAUCCUUGUGAUGGAGCUCUUCCUGGUCAUUGGAUUGGUUCUGAUGGCCUCCUGCAACUCCUUUGCAGCCUACUGCGCCGCAAAUGCUUUCUAUUAUACCGGACUCUAUGGUCUGGAAUAUGCGAUUGACGUCGUGACAGCCGAUAUUUCGACUUUGCAGAAUCGUGCCUUUGCCUACGCUUUCACCUCCUCUCCGUACAUUAUCACAGCCUUUGCGGGACCGAAGAUUGCAGAUGAACUUUAUUACAAUAUUAACUGGAGAUGGGGUUUUGGCAUUUGGGCAAUUGUUUCCCCUGUCGUCGCUGCCCCUCUAUACAUCAUGCUGAAGUACAAUCUGCAUAAGGCCGAGAAAGAGGGCCACCGCAUCAAACGACCAAGUGGUCGGACUGUAUUUGAAAGUAUUUGGCAUUGGACAAUUGAAUUUGAUAUAUGUGGAGUUUUCCUGUUCACCGCCGGCCUUGUGCUAUUUGAACUGCCUUUCGACAUCGCUGAUUAUGCUCCUGAUGGCUGGGCCACGGGCUAUAUCAUCGCGAUGCUUGUUGUGGGAUUCUCCAUGCUGUUCUUAUUUGUAAUGUUUGAAAUGUGGGUAGCUCCUGUACCUCUGGUAGGAAAGGAGUGGCGUGUGCUGGCAAACCGUACUGUCGUCGGUGCAGUACUCCUGGAUACCACAUAUCAGGUCUCAAACUACUGCUGGAGCUACUACUUCACGUCAUGGCUCCAAGUCAACAAUGACCUGACCAUUACAACCGCGAAUUAUGUCGAUAACAUCUUCGAUAUGGUAUCGGGAGUGCUUUUGCUGUUCCUUGGUUGGUUCAUCCGCAGGGUUGGCCGUUACAAGUGGACCCUCUAUAUCGCUGUUCCGCUUUAUAUCUUCACUCAAGGGUUGAUGAUCUACUUCCGGCGCCCCAACAUGAAUGUCGGCUACCAAAUCAUGUGCCAGGUCUUCCUAGCGAUUGGUGGUUCAAUCUUUAUCCUUACUGAGCAGAUUGCCAUCUUAGCUACCGUGGAUCACCAGCAUGUUGCUACCGCACUUGCUAUAUUGAACGUGGUGGGCACAGUUGGUGACUCCGCGGGUCUCACUAUCAGUACUGUUAUCUGGCAGAAUACCUACCUGAAAGCCCUGUACCGAUACCUCCCCGAGUCGGCCUUGCCUAACCUGCAGAACAUUUAUGAGAGUCUUCCUGUGCAACGGGGGUACCCUGUUGGCUCUGCGACCAGGGAGGCUAUUCAGAAAGCAUAUGCCUACUCCGAGGUCAGAUUGCUCGCGGUUGGAUGCGGCAUUAUUGUCUUGGCAAUUCCCUGGACCAUCAUGAUCAAGGAUGUUGAUCUCAGGAAGAGACAGCAGACCAGGGGCACGGUCUUCUGA